AUGGCAGAACUCUCCUCUCCGCGCAUCACAGCUCCGUAUUUGGACAGCUUUGUUGGCCGGCUCGUCACCAUUGUAGGCAAGGUCACGCAGCUUCGUGGUGACCAAGCCACCAUCGAUUCUGAUGGAAUCGUAACCGUGGUGCUUAAUCGGGAUGCUCACCUAACCAACGGCAACGCCGUUCAACUCAUUGGGAAAGUGAAUCCCGACUUGUCUAUCAAAGUGCUCAGCUCUCUAGAUGCUGGCACCGACAUUGGUAAGCCACGUCGAAGGACUCCUCAUUUGCACAAGUCGCGACUGUACUGA
Metarhizium brunneum ARSEF 3297 is the source of this 303-nucleotide messenger RNA. It is a transcript of the gene ssb3, whose product is annotated as Replication factor A protein 3. The record is from RefSeq and is a predicted model, not a curated record. Gene Ontology annotation, biological process: base-excision repair; double-strand break repair via homologous recombination; nucleotide-excision repair. Gene Ontology annotation, cellular component: DNA replication factor A complex; nucleus; site of double-strand break. NCBI's taxonomy places the organism in Eukaryota, Fungi, Ascomycota, Sordariomycetes, Hypocreales, Clavicipitaceae. Gene Ontology annotation, molecular function: single-stranded DNA binding; damaged DNA binding.